ACAGGCUGGCUAAUGGCUAUGGCGAAGAAGAUACAAUGGGCCUACAAUGUUUCAUGACUAGCACGUUUGGUAAUAAGCCCCACAACAUAAAAGAAUAAAUUUAAAUCUAGAAAUCAUUACAAAGCAAAUAAAAUUUUAAAAAAAGAAACUAAAACUAUGUGAUUCACAAUCACAAUGUCUCUUUACCGACACCAAACCAAAAAAAUAAUCUAACAUUCUUCUUCUUCUUCUUCUCUUUCUCAUACUGAUUUCUUGUUUUGAAGCAAACCCCAUCUCCAGAAAUGGGUAAAACCGGAGCAAAAUUGCCAAGUUUCUGCCUGAACCGGAUACGGCCUCAUGUUAGAGUCCCUAUUCAAUCCAAACCGGACUUUGUUUCGGUGAAAACCGGUCCGAGCAAGAAGAUUGAUGAUUGUUUAGAUGAGAAGAAUGAUCAUGUUGGAGUUGAUCAAAGUAAUAAGGCAGUGAUGGGAAUUGGAAGGAAGAUCAUGAUUGUUGUUGAUUCCACCAUUGAAGCUGAAGGAGCUCUUCAUUGGGCUCUCUCUCAUACUGUCCAAAUUCAAGACAACAUUCUUCUUCUCCAUGUCACUAAACCUUCAUCUAAAGGGGAAGGACCCAAUAAGGAGACAGCACCAAGAGCAUAUGAAUUGGUUCAUUCAAUGAGAACUUUAUGCCAAUUGAAGAGACCUGAGGUGGAAACGGAAGUUGUGGUAGUGGAAGGAGGGAAGGAGAAGGGGGCAGUGAUAGUGGAAGAAGCGAGGAAGAGAGAGGCGUCGUUGUUGGUAUUGGGGCAGAAGAAAAGGUCGACGACAUGGCGGCUUUUGAUGGUGUGGGCAGGGCAGCGGUGGGGCGGUGGUGGUGGGAGCAGUGGGGGCGUGGUGGAGUAUUGUAUACAGAAUGCGAGUUGUAUGGCAAUUGCAGUGAGAAGGAAGAGCAAGAAAUUGGGAGGUUAUUUGAUCACUACAAAGCGACAAAAGGAUUUCUGGCUUUUGGCUUAAAACUAAAUUUACAAAUUGAAUUGUGGCUUUGAUUGAAUGUCAAAUCUCUCUGUUUUCAGAGAUGGGGAUGAUGUAAAUAAUGUAAUUGAAAAAUGGAGAGAAUUGUGAAUUGUGAUUUAGAUGGGGAAACUUGACUAUCAACCCUUUGGGUCUAAUUUAUAUUUGUUUGUUUUUGGUGUGGGUUUUUUUUUUCUUCAAUUUAAUUAUUAUUUUCUAA
Cucumis sativus (cucumber) is the source of this 1212-nucleotide messenger RNA. RefSeq lists its product as hypothetical. The transcript is spliced from 3 exons. The coding region runs from base 282 to 995 and encodes 237 amino acids. Lineage: Eukaryota; Viridiplantae; Streptophyta; Magnoliopsida; Cucurbitales; Cucurbitaceae. The record is from RefSeq and is a predicted model, not a curated record.